AUGAAAAGAGUUAAAAAAGAAAAGCUUUCUGAUGUGGAUGACAGUGCAGUACAAUCUCCUAAGAGCCAGCCACAGAAGUCGCCGGCACCGAAUCCGUCUGCAAAGAGUCAAAAAUCCACAUGCAGUCUCACGGGUCGUAAGAACCGAAAGAUGCUAAUCGAUGAAAACGCUCCAAAACGACCACCCAGCGCCUAUACAUUAUUCAUGACUGACCAAAGGCGAACGGGUGAGAAAAAGGAUCCGAAGGAGUUUUCGAUGUCCGCCUUGAUGAUCGAAAUUGGUCAUAAAUGGGCAGCAAUGACCGACGACGAGAAGCGUCCUUUUGUCGAGAAAGCUGAAGUUUUGCGAUUGGAUUAUGAGAAGAAGAUGGAAGCGUAUUCUAAAACUGAGGAAUAUAAAAGAUUCCAAGAGAAGAAAACAGAAAUAUUGAGAAACCGCAAAAGAAAAUCAAGGUGCCUGAAUACCUCAGUCGACGACGAUGCAGAUCUUGCAGAUACCAGUGCACCUAGCAACAGUAUCAGGACCCAAAUUGGUGACAUUUCAAUCUUCAACAUGGAAUUUUUGGAGUACAACAAAGAGCAAGAGAGCGAACUUAAAAAACUACGUCAAAAAUCAAGCGUUUUGGAAGAGGAGAAUCGACUUCUGAAGGAAAAUAUAUCCAAAUUGAAGAUGAAUAUCACAACAGCAAAGAAACAGCAACAAACGGACAGUUUUCGUGCACAAGAGAUAUUGAACUGCCGUGAGAACUGGUCAAAUGUUAUCACGAAUGCGCUCAGUGGUGUAGUUGUAUCCGGUGCAUUUUUGUAG
This is a messenger RNA of Anisakis simplex (herring worm), 807 nucleotides long. The record is from the annotation of a GenBank genome assembly. Lineage: Eukaryota; Metazoa; Nematoda; Chromadorea; Rhabditida; Anisakidae.